This is a messenger RNA of Closterium sp. NIES-65, 2364 nucleotides long. The record is from the annotation of a GenBank genome assembly. NCBI's taxonomy places the organism in Eukaryota, Viridiplantae, Streptophyta, Zygnematophyceae, Desmidiales, Closteriaceae.
AUGGCUGCCCCGCGACGGGCCGUCACUCAAGGGCGCGGCGGCGCGUUCUCCACGGCGGCGGGGCUUCUCCCCGUGCUCGUCCUCGCAUUGCUGCUCCAGGCGCCCUCCGCGUCCGCCCGCCACUGGUUCUGGAACGACGGCCUCUUCCCCGUCGCCGCGAAGCCCGCCACUCUCACUGCCGCGGAGUCCGACGGACCGGCAGAGGUGGCUGCUGGGCAGCCAGUUUCAGCAGUCCCGGCGCCAGCUCCGGCGGCGCCGGCGCCGGCGCCGGCUCCUGCGGUAUCGUGCCACGACGCCCCUCUGAACGGAUUCAUCGCAGCCGGAGCCGCGCCCGACCCGUGUGCUGCGCUGGCAGCGGAGCUGAAUCGCACUGCGGGGAAACUUGGGGACAAGACUGGAGGGCAAGGAUUCGCUGCUCCUUCUCUCUUCCGCGCGUGCCACUCCACGUUCCUGUUCAGGAAGGACUGCGACGUGGAGGACCUGCUGUCGAUCGCGAACGCGUUCGACAAUCACUACGUGUACAAGCACAUCGCCGUUGACUCGCCGGACCAGACCAACCUGCCGAGCAGCAUCGAUAUUGUCGCGGACCUGCGGAAAAUCGUCGCGAACGCCAAAGCGGGAAAGUACCCUCGGCUGGUUGACGCGCACAUGGCGGCGUUCCGCGCGACCAACGCGCUCAACGACGGGCACAGCGCGUUCCAUCCGACUUGCUUCGGAGGGAGCAGUUACGACUUGCCGUUGCCGCUCAUGGCUGUUGUUGAAAACGGGCAGCAGAUCAUUCGCGUUGCGCCACGCCGAUAUGUCACUCCCAACGGGUUGGACCAUGUUGCAAAGGUUCUGCACAAUUUUGACUUCAGUCUGUACGAGGGCCAACAGGUGGUGGCUAUCAACGGGGAAAAGGCGGAAGAUUUCAUCCUGAACUGGGCGGACAAGGAAGGGGGCAUGUUUCGCAAUCGGGCUGCGCGAUUCACGAAAUCUUUCGCGGCGAAUAUAGUGGAUGGGUCGUCGGGGGAGACAGGCAUCGUCCAGGUGCCAGGCGACUUCGCCCGGCGAGCCUAUGCUCCCGAAAAUGACACCUUACUGGUGUCGUUCGCAAUCGAAAAGAGUGCUUCGACGGAGGACGUUCAGGUGGCAUGGAUCGGGACAGGAAACCUGACUGCUUUCACAAACGCCACGGAAUACUGGGCGACGUUCUGUGCCGUGGAGCCAUCAAGCAAUGCCACUGACGGCACUAGCGCGCACGCAAGCACGCUCGGACUCCAUGGACACGGACAUGCAGCAGACACACCAGUGAUCUACAAGUUUCUCAAGCGCCACCCCGAUCCAGUUUACUAUGAUGAUACCAGCGAUGGCAGCGGCAACCUGAAUGUCGAGAUUGCGUCGCUUUCUGCUGCAGCAGCAAACGGCUCUUCUGGUGCAGUACGGGGGCCGACUGUAACGAGGAUCUCACCCAAGGAUGACCUUUUCCUGGUGUACCUGAUGGACAACAGCACGGCCGUGAUCUGGCUGCACACGUUCAGUGACGACAUCAAGGAUGACGUCAUGGACCAGGAGGUCACCAAGGCUCUUCAAACCGCAGCAGCGUCCAACGCCUCUCAGGUCAUCAUAGACGUGCGGGGCAACGGUGGCGGAUCCACGGUGGCAUCAUACACAGCCAUCCGCCUGCUCAUGGGGGCAGCCAAGGUCCCCGACGCAAGCUUCACCAUGCCCAUGGAUUUCAUCAUCGGCUCGCAGUACACCGAGAACGCCAUCGGCCUGCUCGCUGUCAACGCGGCCUCUCUCUACUUCAUCGACGCAUACUCCGACCUCAACGGAACGAAUCUCACAAGCGUGUUUGGCUACGCUCCUUUCCGCGAGCGCCGCUUCACAGCGGCCGGCCCGGCUGGAAACUACUCGGCGCCGUUCAAGAUGACCGACAGAUUCACCGGGAAGGAGCGGCAGCCGGUGUUUGGCGGCCGGCCCUUCCUGGUCCUGUCGGACGGAAACUGCUUCUCUGCCUGCGCCAUCCUCACGCACGUCCUGGGGAAACGCCACAAAGUGCCCAUGGUAACCGUGGGUGGUUUGCCCAACCAGCCCCCUGAUGUGGGCUCCUCGUGCCUCGGGUUCACCCUGAUGAACUUCGCUGACAUGGCCGCGAGUCUCCGCCAGCUUUCUGCCAUGGCGCCAGACAGCGCGUCGCUGCCUCUCAACGUGAAAGGGACGAUUGCCAUGGCGCUUACUAACGGGUAUGUGGAUUCGGAGAUUCCGUGUGAGUUUGAGUUUCUGCCCAGCCAGCAUCACAUCAACUACACCGUUGAUCUCAUUGACAAGCCCUGGGCCAUGUGGAAUGAGGUGGCCAAACUCUUUGGCUCUGCUGCUGCCUAG